Molecule: messenger RNA, 1142 nt
Organism: Mercurialis annua (annual mercury)
Lineage: Eukaryota; Viridiplantae; Streptophyta; Magnoliopsida; Malpighiales; Euphorbiaceae
Product: septum-promoting GTP-binding protein 1
Exons: 6
Coding region: 182-1036 (284 amino acids)
Molecular function (GO): GTPase activity; GTP binding
Source: RefSeq, a predicted model, not a curated record
CUAUAGUGCAUUCGACCCAAAAAGCCGGCAAAUUGGACUGUUUAGGCAAUACAUAAAAAAUACCGGUCAACCGCCCAUCCUAUAACACAACACCACCUCCAUUAUUUACAGCUUACUCUUUAAAACCUUAAAAAAAACUCAGAACAUUCAUCAGACCGCACCAUGAUAAAGCUUUUCAUCAAUGGCGAAGAUUACAAAAGUUUAUGAGAAGAUGACACAUAUUUGCAGGAAGAUUAACGUUCAUCAUGUCAAUGUAAAGUGGAGUAUACUUGAACGUGUGUCAGCUUUCAGACAGUUUUUUCAGUUUCUUUUGGAUAAAAUUCUUUCUUGUUCAAUCGGUAAGCCUAUUAGGUAUCGCCGGCUUACUCUCCGGUCUUCUUCUUUGCUGCCGGAGGUUACUGAAUCCGGUGGAGUGGCUCCACCGGAGGAGGCAGUUGCAAGGUUUAAUGGUAAUAGCACAGAUUCUGAUUUAGUCCCUUUGAAGAUCAGUUUGUUUGGUGAUUGCCAGAUUGGUAAAACUAGCUUCGUGGUCAAGUAUGUAGGGGAUGAGCAAGAGCAGAAAUGCUUGGAGAUGAGAGGAUUAAAUUUAAUGGAUAAAACAUUAUUUGUUCAAGGUGCAAGGAUUACAUUUAGUAUAUGGGAUGUAGGAGGUGAUAGUAGGUCACUUGAUCAAGUUCCUAUUGCCUGUAAAGAUGCAGUAGCAAUUUUAUUCAUGUUUGAUCUUACUAGUCGGUGUACUCUUAACAGCGUAAUUGAAUGGUAUAGUCAAGCAAGAAAAUGGAAUCAGACGGCAAUUCCUAUAUUAAUAGGGACUAAAUUUGAUGAAUUUGUGCUACUACCCCCAAAUUUGCAAUGGGCAAUUAUUACUCAGGCAAGGGGAUAUGCAAAGGCAAUGAAAGCAACCCUAUUCUUUUCAAGUGCAAAACAUAACAUAAAUGUGAACAAGAUCUUCAAAUUCAUUAUGGCUAAGUUUUUCAAUCUUCCUUGGACUUUAGACAGAAAUUUAAGAAUUGGAGAACCUAUUAUUGACUUUUAAAUUUUAUUUUAGCAAUUUUGCUCUUUUGUACAUAGCCAAAAAGGGAGAAAGAAAUUGGUUAUACAAGCCCUUUUUUCCUUUUUAAUUGAUAAUUUCCUCUUUAUUA